UUUUAUUAAACAUAAACAUGGCAACCCUAGUCUUUUUCCGGUACGCAAGGAUUACAAUCCAUUAUAAACCAUGGCCGAAGUCGAAGUUGAGGUACCAAACAACCCCGUUCUUAGUGGAGGUGCAAUGGACGUGAAUACAGCCCUCCAAGAAGUUCUGAAGACUGCACUCAUUCACGGCGGACUUGUACAUGGUCUCCAUGAAGCAGCAAAGGCUCUUGAUAAGAGACAAGCUGUGCUUUGCGUUCUCGCUGAAAACUGUGAUGAGGCUGCAUACAAAAAGUUAGUGCAGGCCCUUUGCAACGAGCAUCAAAUCCCCCUUGUUAAGGUCGAUAAUAACAAGAAACUUGGCGAAUGGGCUGGCUUAUGUAAAAUUGACAAGGAUGGCAAGGCGAGAAAGAUUGUUGGAUGUUCAUGCGUAGUUAUUAAAGACUUUGGCGAGGAGACACCAGCGCUGGAUGUGCUGAAAGACUACUUGAAGUCCUCAAGCUAAUCUUUAGGUGUAAUGUCUUAAAUAAAAACCCCAAAAAAAUCA
Maniola jurtina (meadow brown) is the source of this 532-nucleotide messenger RNA. It is a transcript of the gene RpS12, whose product is annotated as 40S ribosomal protein S12. Gene Ontology annotation, cellular component: cytosolic small ribosomal subunit; ribosome. Gene Ontology annotation, molecular function: structural constituent of ribosome. The transcript is spliced from 6 exons. Lineage: Eukaryota; Metazoa; Arthropoda; Insecta; Lepidoptera; Nymphalidae. The record is from RefSeq and is a predicted model, not a curated record. The coding region runs from base 71 to 490 and encodes 139 amino acids. Gene Ontology annotation, biological process: translation.